AUGCAACCUCAUUUGUGUCCUUCAGAGAUGAAGUUUAUUUGUUUGACCUUCUUGAUUAUUUAUGGAAUUACAGAUUCAAGAUCAGAGCAGUAUGAAGUAGUGGGGUCUGUGGAUCCUGUUUUUGCCAUAGCUGGUGAAGAUGUGAUUCUGCCCUGUUCAGUCAAACCCAGCAUCAGUGUUGAGGACAUGAGAGUGGAGUGGUUUAGAUCUGACCUGAAAGACUCACAACUAGUGCAUCUCUAUGAGGAUCAUGAAGACGGCAAUGCAGAGCAGAUUGAGUCCUACAGAGGGAGAACAGAACUGACUCAUCAAGAACUAGAGAGAGGAAACGCAUCACUCAGACUCUCAUCAGUCCGAGUCUCUGAUGAAGGACGUUACAAGUGCUUUAUUCAGUCCAAAUCCUGGUAUGAUGACGUUACUGUUGAUGUCAGUGUUGAAGCGGAUGGUAGCCCACCGGUGAUCACUGUAGAUGGUUUUGAUUCAGGAGGACUUCAUCUGCAGUGUGACUCUGAAGGCUGGUAUCCUGAACCUGUUCUUGAGUGGCUGAAGAGAAGAAGUCAGUUUGAAGUUCAGACACUACAGAGACACAGAAACACAGAUGGAUUCAGUGUAAACACACCAUCACUGUAUAUGAGGAAACUGACAGGUCACUGCAGGAUCAGACUGAAGCAUCUCAUGCUGGAGACACAGAUUAUCACCUCAGUAUAUUUGCAUUUUGCUGUACAAUUUUAUGACAUUUUAUGA
Puntigrus tetrazona (Sumatra barb) is the source of this 744-nucleotide messenger RNA. RefSeq names its product butyrophilin subfamily 3 member A2-like. The record is from RefSeq and is a predicted model, not a curated record. Lineage: Eukaryota; Metazoa; Chordata; Actinopteri; Cypriniformes; Cyprinidae.